This is a messenger RNA of Paramormyrops kingsleyae, 5836 nucleotides long. Lineage: Eukaryota; Metazoa; Chordata; Actinopteri; Osteoglossiformes; Mormyridae. The record is from RefSeq and is a predicted model, not a curated record.
GACGCCAGGACAUCUGAGAGGAGAGCGAGUGCGGAGAGUUACGGACACGGGAAAAAAAGGAAAAAAAACUACUUUAUGUCCGAGAUUUUUUUUUAAAAUAGGGAGAAAGAUUAGGGGAAGCUCUCCAGUUUCUUAAAGAGGAAUGUCUUCUGUUAUGGCGUCUGUUGUCAAAUACGUCUUUUUAAAAUAUAUGUGGUAAAACGAAGCGUUAUUCCUGGGCGUUUGAACAAAGAAGACGCAGUUAAUGUCGGAGCAGAUGCAGACGUUGUAGGUAAAUCAUGGUUACUAUAUUUGCUAAGUGUUGCAUAGUUUGUGAGAUAGUCCAGAAUGAAUAGGCCAUCAUUGUGCUCCGCCUGGGAGAGGGAAGGGGGGGAAACGCAAAAGUGGCCUUUAUUGUAGAGGCAAAGCGGGGUGUUUCUAAAGCCAUCCGGCUUUUUUCCUGAAGUUGUUCCGAAGUUUGCCGAGCGGUCGGCGUCCUUGUUGCGGCCGCGCGCCGGGAUCGUGAGGCUCGAGCUCGCCCGGCCGCUGGUUACUUUACUUCAGUUUAACGGUCGCCGGAGCGAAGCUAAAACGGGCGGCCGGCGAUCGCCUCUAAAUGCAGUCCUGUCCGUUUACAGCAGCCGCGUAUUUCGGGCUGCGUGGCUGAUUUCGGGCGGUCAGACGUUAUUAGUGUUAUUGUUGUUAUUAUUGGAUGGCGGCGAAGAUGCGACCUCGGCGUAAUGGCUCGGGAGUUCAUGCCUCCCCGUUUUACAUGGGAGGGGGUUGCUGUUGCUCGGCUCCCAUUGUGCUUUCGUCCGCACCGUGGGGUUUGCGCUUGGCUGCUCGCUCGUCCGGGCCCCGUGUUUUCGAGGAACCCUUCCGCAGGCUUUUGUGUGUCUUUGCUCGUCAGUAUUGACUCCUUUGCGCCGGUGUAUGGAUGCCCGCCAGUCGUGUGUAUAUCCAUACGGCCACAAGAUAUCGGAGUGGUCAAGUUUCCCUGGUUAGUGUAGUGCUAAUUAAACUCCAGUGAAGUCCUUGCAGUUUAUUGUAAGACGCUUUCCUUUUAGGUAGGACUAUAGUUGUAUAUAGGUUUCAGGGGAAACAGGUCAACUAAAAGACUCAUCAGUCCUUCCAGAUCUUGCCAAGAAAUUAAGAUUAAUUUUAACUGCUAAUGUAUAUUUGUGUGUGUGUGUGUGUGUGUGUGUGUGUGUGUGUAUAAGGUUCCUAUUGGACCACCCAAACCAAUUAAUAUUGUCUUCGAACUAGUUUUGAUAUAGUGGUCAACUUGUUUUGUCACAUGCUUUUUUUGUGCUUAAAAUUCUCCACUUCCGAACCCACAGUUAACUUUUUAGUGAAAGUGCAUCUGCAAGUAGUGGAGACUGACAACUUUGGCGUAUGGAAAGUAUCCACCCAAGAAUCAUCCACCCGCUACUUCUAUGUACCUGUAUUAUCUUCACAUACAUUGAUUAAAUGGUAAAUUGCGAAUUUCCAAGUGCUCUAAUGGGAAUAUGAGCGUGCUGAGUGCAUAAGAGGGGAUGCAGGAUACCAGCUUGUACGGUGUUUGUUCUGGUGGUCAUGAGGGCGAUUAGACUGAUAGGUAGGAUGGUGUGUUUAACAUUACAUCACGUGGAGGCAGAAUGUAACCUCACGAUAGUGCUUUUCAUUUGGCUGGUGGUUGACUAGGUCUACUUUUGGCUACAUGGGUCAUGGGGCCCAUCAACAGACGACAGUGGAGGUGUGGCAUGCCGGCGGGUUUUUUUUGGUUAUCGCUUCCCUUUCUUCUCACCAAAGAUGUGCUUGUCUCCAUAUGGCAGCUGCGGGUUCUUUAGUUUGUCACGUCAGCGUUACAAUAAGUGAGGUGACCGCAGGGGUUGUGCGAACCUUGCCUGUAAGAGUCAUAGGACAGUGGGUGACUGGGGUGUGACACGCAGACCUCGGUGGAAUGCACGGGACCACAUUCUGCCACCUGAGCGUGCUCAGCCAGCUGUCCUUUUUCCAGUGUUCUGCACUCCUUCUGUUGGGUGAGGAGGUUUUUUUGUUUUUUUUUUGUUUGUGUUUUUUUUUUUUUUUGAAUGCUCUGGAGCCAUUGCGGUCACCCUCUCCGCGCACGGGCAGCCUACGCCGCCCCCCUGCCAGGCCUUGCUGUUCAGCCCUGGAGCUGCCCUUCCUGGCACAGCCAUCCCACGGCAACAUCCCAUUCGCUCCCAGCCUUCCUGAGCACCAGCAGCUGCUUCCUGACUCGGUUUCCUGUCCUUGGUGCUGCUAGGCUACCACCAGCUCCCCUCCCCUUCCCCCCCUCCUUCUCCCCCCUCCCUGAUCCCCAAUACUGUCUCACCCCCACCCCACACACCGCCGCUAAGGACAGAGUGGGUCUAUUGAGAUCCGUCCCUUCCCCUCGUUGCUGCGACCCAGCGCUAUGACCUCGAUGUCCAGCCUCUUCUCCUUCACCAGCCCGGCCGUGAAGCGCCUCUUGGGCUGGAAGCAGGGCGACGAGGAGGAGAAAUGGGCCGAGAAGGCGGUGGACGCCCUGGUGAAGAAGCUGAAGAAGAAGAAGGGGGCCAUGGAGGACCUGGAGAAGGCCCUGAGCAGCCCGGGGCAGCCGAGCAAGUGCGUGACCAUCCCGCGCUCGCUAGACGGCCGGCUGCAGGUGUCGCACCGCAAGGGCCUGCCGCACGUCAUCUACUGCCGGGUAUGGCGCUGGCCCGACCUGCAGUCACACCACGAGCUCAAGCCCCUGGAAGUGUGCGAGUACCCCUUCGGCUCUAAGCAGAAGGAGGUCUGCAUCAACCCCUAUCACUACAAGCGUGUGGAGAGCCCAGUGUUGCCCCCUGUGUUGGUGCCACGCCACAGUGAGUUCAACCCCCAGCACAGUCUGCUGGUGCAGUUCCGGAACCUGAGUCACAACGAACCCCACAUGCCGCUCAACGCCACCUUCCCAGAGUCCUUUCAGCAACAUGUCUCGCCCAACUCUCCUUACCCACCUUCCCCGGCCUCCAGCGGUACCUAUCCCAGCUCCCCCGCCAGCUCUGGACCAUCUAGUCCUUUCCAGCUGCCAGCUGACACCCCACCCCCCGCCUACAUGCCCCCUGAGGAGCAGAUGGGCCAGGACAACUCCCAGUCCAUGGAGACGGGGAGCAGCAUGGUGCCCCAGAACAUGCCCAGAGGAGACGUGCAGCCUGUGGAAUACCAAGAGCCUGUUCACUGGUGUUCCAUCGUCUACUACGAGCUGAACAACCGCGUGGGUGAGGCGUACCACGCCUCCUCCACCAGUGUGCUGGUGGACGGUUUCACCGACCCGUCCAACAACAAGAACCGCUUUUGCCUGGGUCUGCUGUCCAACGUCAACCGCAACUCCACCAUCGAGAACACCCGCCGUCACAUUGGCAAAGGGGUACACCUGUACUAUGUAGGAGGUGAGGUCUACGCCGAGUGCUUAAGCGACACCAGCAUCUUCGUGCAGAGCCGCAACUGCAACUACCACCACGGCUUCCACCCCACCACCGUCUGCAAGAUCCCCAGCGGCUGCAGCCUCAAGAUCUUCAACAACCAGGAGUUUGCUCAGCUGCUGGCCCAGUCAGUUAACCACGGCUUCGAGGCCGUCUACGAGCUAACCAAGAUGUGCACCAUCCGCAUGAGCUUUGUCAAGGGCUGGGGAGCAGAGUAUCACCGUCAAGAUGUCACCAGCACCCCCUGCUGGAUAGAAGUGCACCUGCAUGGGCCCCUCCAGUGGCUAGAUAAAGUACUUACACAAAUGGGCUCUCCCCUAAACCCCAUCUCAUCUGUUUCCUAAUGAUGGCUUCUUCAUGGGUUGGGUUUUUUUUUUAUUUUUGUUUUAAUUUUACAAUGUUUUGAAUAUGAGUCUUUAAGGCUGAACUGUUUACACUACAUGCAGAAGGGAUCUGUCACCCUCUAGUGGCCAGAGAGGCAUGUAGCAAGACUACAGGUAAAUCUUGGCAGCAGAAAACUUAACACAGUGACACAGGAUGGAUGAACUGCCGCAUCAGUAAACAAACUUAUCACCGUCUGCAUCUUAUCAGAGCAAAACGUUAACAGAUUUAUUUUUUUUGCAUUUGUUUUUGUAUGAGCUCUAUCAGUCUUUCAGUAGGUUGUUUAGUAGUUUAAAACAACUGAAAUUGCAUAGUUUGGGUUCAUGUAUCCCCCAUCCUUCACCAGCCAUUUUCCCCCCUUUUCUUUUAUGAGAACUUUUACUUAUUUUGUCUAAUCCCCACUGUCAGUGGCGUAGGUGUAGUUACUGUUAGACUCAAAAUCCACAACAAACUUGUGUUUUUUCCCCCUCGAUCCAGUUGCUUUGAAGCAGGACACUAAAUACUAAGCAAUUGCUUCAUUUAAAUAAAGUCUCUAAAAACCACACGUUUCAGCUCCACAACAUAUGGUCAGUGUUUUGAAAUAACUUUCACCAUUUGUUCUUAUACUUUAAGGUUUCUGUUCUACAAUUAAAUUUGGUUAGUGUGUGUCCCCCCCCCCCUUUUAAGGACUGUUACAUUUUUGUAAUCAAGCUGUCUAUAGAACACAGUAGUAUCCCAUGCAUUACCAUAGCUCUGCAGUACAAAAUUUGUUCCAUGGUGAUGGAUGAGUUGGUGAUGUGUAAAUGACUUAAUGCAGUAUGGUAAGUCUAGAAAAGGAAUAUUGUGACGUCUGAACAGAUAUGACAGUUUCAUCACAAAUAUGAAGUCUUUUCCCGUAUGAAAUGAGAUUUUAAAAUUCGAUACCCCUGAUGUUUAAGAAUUCUUUUUAAAAUGCUGUAUGUUGGAUUACAUUUCAAAUUUGAUAGUUAAAACACAUUGCUACAAGUUCAGCUGAAUUAUUAAGUACCUAUCAUUCCAUCUUAAACGUGUGUCGAAUACCCAACACCAGCAAGGCUGGGCCUAAUUAGCAUUUUAUUGACAAUGUGUGUAUUUAGCCUCCGCACAGUAUAACAAUGCCAUGCACAGGCCUGUUUUUUUUCGUCCUUUUUAACACAGCAAGUGACGGCACGUGAUUACAUUAGACCGGUGUUUCUCGAUCCAGUACUCGGGGACCCACCGGCAGUCUGUCUUUGCUCCCUCCCAGCUCCCUGUAGGGACCUAGGAAACUCUGGACUGUGUGGGAGUCGCCGAGGACCGGCAUAAGAAACACUGCCUUAGACUGUGUUGUUCCUGGUACCGCGAAUCACUUUUUAAAGCCUGGAAGUAGAGCGUAAUGUUGAAAUCCCUGGAAGGGGUCUAUAAUUCAUUGUAUUAUCUGCUUUUGUUUACUUUGAAAUAAAAUCGAACUGGCGUCUAAAACCGUGGCCAUGUACUUCGGUUAUCCAAGUGCACUGCAUAACUAAAACUGCUUUGACCUUUGUUAUAAUGUCGCAUAUAGUAAAUCUUGUAAAUGAUGUAGUCUACCAGGCCCAAAAACAAUACAUGCCAAUCAGUGGGGAUUGUCAUUGUAAUAAUCAGACUGAAACUCCGUGAAUACAAUUUCGAUUCGUUGAUCUGGUAUUGCAAGUUCUAUUGCGUUGCUUUGAGCGGUCUCAUUAAAACCGCCGAGGCGGUCUGUUUAGUUUGACCCUGGAAACUAACGGUUCACACUACGAUUCUAGGGAAUAAAAUGAGUUUGUAACCUUAACUGGUCGUCCAUAUGUCGUUGAGGAUGUGCAUUGAGUACCAACGCAGUGCAUCCCAAAAUACUUCAGUUAUUUCCCAAAGGUUUCCAUGAUGCAAGAUGAACUCGGCACUACUGGAGAGAAACAUCAAGAAAGUCUGCGCCCGUAAAUAUGGACUAAAUUGGUCAGACAAUGGCACAGGGAUGAUCAUGUGAUGGAAAAUGUGUUUUGUUAUAAAAGUAUGAAAUAAAUUCCAUUUCAAGUGCA